Messenger RNA from Daldinia caldariorum, 1155 nucleotides. Its product is annotated as subtilisin-like protein. The record is from RefSeq and is a predicted model, not a curated record. The transcript has 5 exons. Gene Ontology annotation, molecular function: serine-type endopeptidase activity. NCBI's taxonomy places the organism in Eukaryota, Fungi, Ascomycota, Sordariomycetes, Xylariales, Hypoxylaceae. Bases 1 to 1155 code for a protein of 384 amino acids. Gene Ontology annotation, biological process: proteolysis.
AUGCGCACUACCGCCGCACUAGCUUUGUUGCCUCUGGCACUUGCUGCGCCCUCGAAGCGAGCUUCUCCUGCGCCUGUCAUUAAGCCCCGAGGCGCCCAGCUUGUUGAUGGCAAGUACAUCAUCAGGAUGAAGGCUGACGCCAAGCCUGAGUCUAUCCAGACCUCCAUCCAGUCCGUCGCCAGCGACGCCGAUUUCGUCUACAACACCAACAAAUUCAGGGGUUUCGCUUCCAGCUUAUCCGAGGAGGAGCUCGAGGCCCUUAGGAACAACGCCGACGUCGAAUACAUUGAGCAGGACGCCAUCAUCACGAUCAAGGCCACGCAGGAGAACGCUGACUGGGGUCUAGCUCGUCUAUCAAACGCUCAGGCCGGCAGCACCACUUACACCUACGAUGACAGUGCUGGUGAAGGCACUUGCGCCUACGUUAUCGACACCGGUAUCGAGGUUGACCACGAGGAAUUCGAGGGCCGUGCCAAGUUCCUCAACAACUUUGUCGACGACGAUAACACCGAUGGCCACGGUCACGGUACUCACGUCGCUGGUACCAUCGGCUCCAAGACUUAUGGAGUUGCCAAGAAGACCACUCUCUUUGCCGUCAAGGUCCUUGGCGCUGACGGCUCAGGCACCACCUCUGGUGUCAUCGCCGGUAUGGACUUCGUUGCCAAGGACGCCGCUAGCCAGUCCUGCCCCAAGGGUGUCGUUGUCAACAUGUCCCUCGGAGGUGGUGUCUCCAACGCCGUGAACGAGGCAGCCGCCAGUAUUGUCGACGCUGGUCUCUUCCUUGCCGUUGCCGCCGGUAACGAGGCUGACGACGCUUCUAAUUCUUCCCCCGCCUCCGAGAAGUCCGCCUGCACCGUCGGUGCUACCACCAAGGAUGACGAGCUUGCCGAGUACUCCAACUUCGGUAGCCUUGUUGACAUCCUUGCUCCCGGUACCGACAUCGAGUCCACCUGGAUCGGUGGAUCCACCAACACUAUCUCCGGAACCUCCAUGGCGUCCCCUCACAUUGCUGGCCUUGGUGCUUACUACUUGGGACUCGAUGCUGCUCCCGUCGAUUCUCUCUGCGACUACAUCGCCAAGAGCGCCAUCUCCGGCGCCAUCUCUGGUGUUCCCAGCGGCACUGUCAACCUUUUGGCUAACAACGGCGAGUCUUAA